Molecule: messenger RNA, 4062 nt
Organism: Asterias rubens (European starfish)
Lineage: Eukaryota; Metazoa; Echinodermata; Asteroidea; Forcipulatida; Asteriidae
Product: metabotropic glutamate receptor 2-like
Exons: 6
Coding region: 198-3008 (936 amino acids)
Biological process (GO): G protein-coupled receptor signaling pathway
Cellular component (GO): membrane
Molecular function (GO): adenylate cyclase inhibiting G protein-coupled glutamate receptor activity
Source: RefSeq, a predicted model, not a curated record
UUUAUCGCUAAGGGACGAGUACGUCGCGUAAUUCAUUGCUGGCGCACACGGAGUGAGUACGGCACAUCGUUUGAUGCGACGUUGUGGACGUCCAGCUUGGGCUGCCACAUGUGUGCAUGCAGAUAGAGUUCGCGUUUUGACGUACUUUUAACUAGACACACGGAUAUACGACUUGUGUUGUGUCUCCUGAUGACUGGAUGUUCGCCGCAUCUUCCAAACCACGACAGUGCCUGGUCAUGAGCGUUGUUGCAGCAACUUGGGGAUUACAAACAUUGCAUGUACAUGUAGUAGCAAUGCCUUCGCUAUUGAAUGUUGAAAGUUUGUGGCGUUCGUCGACCGGUGUGUUUAGUUACUUCAUCAUGGGUGCGGUCGUGACGUCAGUCAUGAUGACCACGCCCUUGUUGGCAGGUGCUCAGACCAGCUGGUCGUCACAAUCGCCCUACCCAAGCCCGUCGGAGUUUGACGAGGGGCCAGUUGAAGUUUUGACAGCAUUCGAACCGGGGGACGUACUUCUCGGUGGGUUGUUCAUGGUACACCAAGCGGCCAACGGGGAUACCUGCGGGGCCCUGGCGAGCCAGAUGGGUAUCCAAGCCCUGGAGACGAUGCUUUACACGGUCGACCUCAUUAAUAACUCUACCUUCUUGCCUGGAUUUAAGCUCGGUGUCCGGGCUCUGGACGACUGCAACCAGGAGUCAUUGUCCCUGGAGCAGUCUCUGCAGUUCGUACAACGCCCUGUUUGUGAGAAUGAUUCCGAGCAGGGCCCAAGGGAAGGGGAGGAGGGAAGUGUUGUGGGCGUGGUCGGCUCCGCCUCUAGCCCUAAUUCCAUCACGGUGGCUAACUUAUUGAAACUCUUCAAGAUUCCGCAGAUAAGUUACUGGUCAACCAGCCCAGACCUGAGCAACACCGACCGCUUCCCGUACUUUUACCGGGCCGUACCGUCCGACCAGUAUCAGGCUCAAGCCAUGAUAGACAUCGUGCUGCAUUUCAACUGGAGUUACGUCUCGAUCGUCUAUGAGAACUCCAACUAUGGGGUUCAGGGGAUCGAGGAAGUGAAGAAGCUGGCUAUGGCGAAUGACGUGUGUGUGGCGGUGAAAGAGAUGAUACCACGCGAUGGGAACGAGUCAGUCUAUGAUCGGAUUAUCAUGAACUUGCAGAAGGCAACAGAUGCAAAGGCGGUCAUCCUAUGGGUCUUAGACGUGACAGCAGCCCAGUUAUUCCGAGCAGCAAAACGAGCCAACAUGGUCAACUCGUUCAUCUGGAUUGGUAGCGAUUCGUGGAGCGGGAGACAACUGUCUACGAAUGGCAACGAAGAUGUGAUUGAGGGCGCUAUAACCAUACAGCCAAUGUCUACUCAAAUCCCAGCUUUUGAUGACUACUUCACAAGCCUGAAUCCCCAGACAAACACCCGCAACCCCUGGUUCAAGGAGUUCUGGGAGAAACACUUCAAGUGCAUGCUGCCGAGUAACAUCAGCUCAGGGAGGCACAGCGACUCUGUUCUGCCUUCAAGAUGUGCAGAAGACCUGAAACUUGGAAGAGACAACAACUACAAGCAAGAAGGGCAGAUCCAGUUUGUAGCGGAUUCCGUCUUGGCGUUUGCACACGCUCUAAGAGACAUGCAUCGAGCUUACUGUCGGACGGACGGUCUCUGCGACAGGAUGCGUCCAAUCAAAGGGCAGGAGCUUAAGGAAUUCCUCCAGAAUGUUUCUUUUGAAGAUCAUUCAGGCAACAGCUUUCAGUUCACGGCAAACGGUGACGGACCAAUCCACUACAAGAUCUUACACUAUCAACAAGUAUCUCCCAAAGAGUACAGGUACCAGACCAUUGGCUACUACAAGAACGGUCUGCAGUUAGACAGUGACCUGUCCUAUCGCCUCGACAAUCCACAGUUUCCAAAGUCAUCUUGUUGGAGGCCUUGCCGCAAAAACGAAAUGAAAUUCAAACGGGACGGGGAGUGCUGUUUCAGCUGUCUCCUGUGCCAGCAGUACGAGUAUCUACACGACGAAUUCACGUGCACCGAAUGUCCCAACGGAACCCAGCCGACGGCGAACCUCACAAAGUGUACAGAUAUCGAGGUACAGUACCUGCAACCGAACACGUCCAGUGCGAUAUCAGCACUCGCGUUUGCGACCAUCGGUGCGUUUUUCACCAUCUUCACGGCGUGUAUUUAUAUUCGCCAUCGGGACACGCCUGUUGUGAAGGCGUCGGGGCGUGAGCUCAGUGGGCUUCUCCUAGUGGGCGUCUUCUUAUGCUACUCACUGACUUAUCUCUUUUUGACUCCGCCCUCCAUGGUGACGUGCGGACUGCAGCAGUUUUUAAUGGGCGUCGCUUUCACGUUAUGCUACGCUUCACUCCUGGUUAAGACAAACAGAGUAUACAGAAUUUUCACCAGUGGGCGGUCGACGACCAAACGACCAACAUUCAUCAGCCCCUUGUCCCAAAUAGUGAUCACCCUGAUUCUGGUCAGUGUUCAGGGUUUCUUGUCGCUAGCGUGGCUGUUUGCCGUACCUCCCACUGCCGUGAAGCACUACCCACAGAGAGGGGAAGUCCAGAUCGUCUGCAACGCCUUCUUGACGUCAUCUUCACUACUCGGUUUAUCCUUUCCUCUUGUUCUGCUCAUUCUAUGCACAGCAUUCGCCUUCAUGACGCGCAAGAUUCCGGGUCAUUUCAACGAGACCAAAUGCAUCGGAUUCACGAUGUACUCUUCGUGUAUAGUCUGGUUGGCUAUGAUUCCGAUUUACAUCCUAACCAUGGCUAACAUAGAGCUAAGGAUUGUCUCCCUGUACGUUGCCAUUAGUCUUUGUGCCACCGUGUGCCUCGUGUGCCUCUUCGUCCCACGGAUCUACUUGAUUUUAAUGCGUCCAGAGCGCAACGUCCGGAUAACGGUCAGUUUGGGUCCGAGGCGAAUGAAGAUGGCCGGAUCGGUCUAUCCCAACUCGUCUGACAACCCAAGCAACAACAAUAGUCCAUAUCUAGGUGUUGCAGAUCAUGGGAGGAAUAACACUUUGUGAUAGGAAAAAGAGAAGGGAAAACAAAAAAACACCGUUUAGAAAAAUAAAUUGGCACCAGGGCCCAAUUGAACUGAUGAGGGUCAUCGUUCGAAUGCUGUCAUCAUAGCCCUGAUUUAUUGGCAAAACUAUCACGAAAGGUACAAAUUAAGUCACCUGUUGAAGUUUCAGCUGAAUUAAGUGACUACAUGUUGAGCAUACAGCGAGAACCUGUUAACGAUAUUCACACUUGAUUGUAAAGUCCAAAACUGUAAGGGUAUUUACACAUUAUCGUAAACUCCAUGCAAGUUUAAGUGAGGUGACAGCUGGUACUAGCAAAUAAGCGGCAAAUAUAUUCUGUCAAUUGAAAAUGAGCAGGAUAUCGGUCACAGAUGAUACAUGUGGAACAGUAUCUAGUCUGGUAACCUUAUUCUGGUAAGCAUAAUUUUAAAGUGCUUAGCUACUUUUUGUGCCUAAGCAGCUCUGCGAAAUUGGGCCCAGGAGUAAUAGUUCUCUAGGAGGUGUAAACAUUUUUAAAACACCAAACUUAAUUUAUGAACUGUGCUCACCCCUGCUCUUGAUGAUGUGACAGAGGAUUUAACUAAAUGUUUCUAAAACACUUAAUUUAAUUUAUUAAUUGUUUGUGAUGUGCUUGAGAUUUUCAUUAUGUGAGAAACAGAUCAAACAUUACAGAAAAAAAAAAAUUUUGUGCAGAAUAAUCACAUCACCGCACGGAGAAAGAUUUAUUUCACCCGAUCAUGCUGUAAACUUGUGAGUUAACUUGUGAGUAAUAUCAAAUUACACAUUUAUUUAUGUAUAUAUUAAAAAGUGCCUCUGACCAAUAGACCACGUCACCUGGUUUUUCAAAUGAGUGACCUCGCAUAAUCAGGUUUUUUUUUAGAUAUUGCUGAAAAUCUGCAGCAGUUAUGUCCAUGCAGGAAGAUUAAUCAGUCAUUGGAACACACAAUCUGAGAAACGUUAAUUGUCAGUUACACUUUCAAAGUUUUGGGGAUAAAAAGAGAUAUCUUUUUCCAUAACCGCAGUACUUCAAAGUGAAAUGAUUCUCAAAAUGCAUUAU